Molecule: messenger RNA, 2156 nt
Organism: Heteronotia binoei (common prickly gecko)
Lineage: Eukaryota; Metazoa; Chordata; Lepidosauria; Squamata; Gekkonidae
Gene: RBKS
Product: ribokinase
Exons: 9
Coding region: 537-1295 (252 amino acids)
Biological process (GO): D-ribose metabolic process
Molecular function (GO): ribokinase activity
Source: RefSeq, a predicted model, not a curated record
CAAAGUCUCCUCCCUCUGGUAAAGCAGGCUGUGGAGACAGGUAGAGAAUACGAACUGCAGAAAGAUAAAGCCUAGGGACAUGUAAACUUGAAGCAGGUUAAAGUACAGUUGCGUGAAAAGAGACCUCUUGCUGCUGUUUCUGAUAAUGGCAGUUCCUGAGGUCGUGUUGGUGGGUUCCUGUAUGACGGAUCUGGUGAGGUUUGAAAAAUUGUUUUGGGAUCUUUAAGGAAAAGAGAAUCUCCUUAACUGCAAGAUCAUUAUCUCUGCCUACAUUCCUCCACUCCCAAUGAUCUGCCUAGACUUCUCCACCUUCCCUUUCUCUUUCCACCACCUCCAGAAUGCAUGUCUCCUUUCAUGUUGCCUAAUUUGCCUGAAGCCCCCUUCCAGCUCCCUUUCUCCAUCCACACUCAAACAGUCUUACCACUCGUUUACCCAAAGCUGGAGAGACCAUACAUGGACACAGGUUUUUCACUGGAUUUGGGGGGAAAGGUGCUAAUCAGUGUGUCCAGGCUGCACGACUUGGGGCUAAAACCUCAAUGAUCUGCAAGGUUGGGAAGGAUUCCUUUGGUUAUGAUUAUAUUGAAAAUUUCAAGAAAAAUGGGAUUCCUACAGAUUUUGUAGAUCAAACGGAGAAGGCAGCUACAGGAGCUGCUUCUAUCAUUGUUGAUGAUAAAGGACAGAAUUGUAUUGUCAUUGUUGCGGGAGCAAAUUUGCUUCUGGAUUCUGAAGACUUGAAGAGGGCUUCUCCUGUCAUCUGUCAAGCCAAAGUAAUGGUCUGUCAACUUGAAGUAACCCCAGCUAUUUCUCUGGAAGCUUUGAAACUGGCACAUAACAGUGGAGUGAAGACAUUAUUUAACCCUGCUCCAGCUCUUGCUGACCUAGAUCCACAAUUUUAUACCCAUUCCAACAUCAUCUGCUGCAAUGAAAGUGAGGCUGAAAUUCUAACAGGCAUCACUGUCAGUAAUGCUCAAGACGCUGGUUGCGUGGGGCUUGUGCUGUUAGAGAAAGGCUGUGAGACUGCAGUCGUAACCUUGGGCCCUGAGGGAUGUGUAAUGGUCUCUGCAAAGGAGCCCAUUCCGAAACACAUUCCUGCUAAGAAGGUCACCGCUGUGGACACCACGGGAGCAGGUGACAGCUUCGUGGGAGCACUGGCUUUCUACCUGGCUUACUACCCCAGCCUGCCACAAGAAGAAAUGUUGAAAAGGGCCAAUUUUAUUGCAUCAGUUAGCGUCCAGACAGCAGGAACACAGACUUCCUUUCCUUAUAAGAAAGACCUGCCGCAGCAUCUCUUUUAAGUUGUAUCUAUAGUAUUAAAAUAGGGAACAGAUUUUUUUCCCCCUCUCUGUUAAUGUUAGGGUAAUGAGUAGAUGUGAUGUGUAAGAAACCAGAUGUUAAAAAGACAAAUUGGCUGUACAGAACAGAUACUGGGAAUUUAGCUACCCCACAUUAGGCCUGCAGUUGCAAUAUGAGAGGCAGUUUGUUUUCAUAUUACAAUUCUACUUUAAUUUUUUUUAAGUUGUGAAAUUAUACUUUCAGGUAAAUGAAGCUUAUCUCUUCCUGUAGCUAUGAUUACUUAAUUAUCCCAGUACAUACUAGAUGUAGAAAUAUCAGUACCAGAGACUAAUCCAAGAGUCACUACCUCUAAACACUCAUUUGAUGCUACUAGUAACUAGAGCCUUCCCUGCUUUGGUAGCAAAAGUGUAGCUGUAGGUGUAUCUCUAGAGCAUUUUUUGUUCUGAUAGUUUUUCUGAUAGGCAAUAUUAAUUAUAGUUCCCUGAAAUUUGAUGCAAAGCUGAACUCAUCAGUGGUAUCUGCAAAAUUAUUUUCAAGUAUAACAGGAUGGCUGAAUCUUAUGUUCGUAGAAAGGCCAGGAAGCUAUGGCCCUUGGACAAUAUUCCCUUAAAGACUGCAACUUGUUCUUCAUCACUCUUUUGUGUCAAGUGAUUAACAAUACUUUGAAAACUACUUUAAUGAAGACCAGUUAAAAAACUUAAGUUUUAUUGUCAUGUGAAAUAAUGUUCCUUUGAAAAAUGCUAGUAGGUCCAAAUCAGCACAGAAAUGAAGCACACAGACAAUGGGAUUUGUUGAUUUUUUUAAAAUUGGGAACUGUAAAAAUAUGUCAAAAGAUAAAUAAACUAAUGAUGUGAUGAUCUGUA